Messenger RNA from Gongylonema pulchrum, 546 nucleotides. NCBI's taxonomy places the organism in Eukaryota, Metazoa, Nematoda, Chromadorea, Rhabditida, Gongylonematidae. The record is from the annotation of a GenBank genome assembly.
AUGGUGCAGAAAGUCAUUGGCAACGCUCGAAAACCACUGAUAACGUCCUGGAAAGAUGCUGACGACAUGGUGUCAUCCACUGGUUUUAUAAAUGAUGAGAACUCAAACCCUAUAAUCAUAUCACUCCCUCCGAACAACAAUUUCCUACAGCACAAUGCAACAUUAGUCGAUUCAAAGAACAGAAGUAUUUGGGCGAUGAAUCGCUUUCGACGAAAAAAGAAUCAAACUAAUAUCUAUGGAGCAGCCACUGUUAAACUUCGACUAACUACACCGCCAACAGCAAUAAAAUACUACCAAUUACCUGUACGACAGUCCGGCUUACGUGGUGUUUCACAAAUACGGCUUCCAUCCGAUUUCCGAGUGGCUCAGCUGCGUGCGGUAAAUACCUUCGAACAUUCAGUUCCGAAUCCUGCCAGUAUCAGCUUUUGUGAUCAACUAUUGCUGGUUGCUGUUGGCAAAGUGCUAUACUCGGGUGCUUCACCAUUUCUUAUGCUGACUGAAGGCGAGAAGCAUUUAGGUAAUAAUGAUGGACAGAGGAAAAAAUGA